AUGAACAAAACACCGAAGCUGACAAUGAAGGAAAGAGACAGCUACAAAGACAAGAUCACGAAGGAUAAACAAAAACCCAAGAAAAAAGCACCACUUAAUUUUGGCGACUUGAGUACUUCACCUACUGCCCUCUCCAUGACGCCGUCUCGACACCCCAACACCCCCAAGACUCCAUCACGAGAACAGCCAACCAAAUUCGAACAACCUCCCACAGCGCCGGGAGAGACACGAGCGAUGUCUAACAACACAUCCCAAAGGAAGAAUUGGAAUCCGUUCACAUACAACUCGCAAGACCUUCCGGUCUUUUCAAGCAGUAAUCCUGUUGACCCGCCCCGUGCAGGAGCCAAUUCCAGCUUUCGGUCUUCCGCCUCGGAGCGCUCUCGAACAAGCGACACGGAAAGAUCUUAUUACAGCGAUGCAUUCAAGAUUAAGACACUUGAGCAAUGUCUAUCCUUGAAAGAACGAUAUCUAUCCAUGCCUCCCGCGGCACACGCCGAUCAAGAACCUUUUUGGAGCCGAGUACUGGAAAUGCUGGAGCGAAUGCCACUUACCAAAGGCAAAUUUAAAGAGUGGAAAGAAGCACACCGAGCUGUUGAGAAUUGGUGCCAAGUUCGGCGUUCCUACCUCAAGGAGAACAGAUUGCCCGCGGUAUCGCAAGCACAGCCUGAACUCGAAACCGCCAUAGACCAAUGGAACUUGGUCUUUGCGCGGCGGUUUUGCAAGAUACACAGUGGAUACUUUACAAACACCAUACUGCCUGAGUUUGUAGAAGACAAACUGAAGGAAACGGUCAGAAAUGAGGUGGACGGAUGGAUCGCCAACAGUUUGAAGGAGCGUCGUGACGAACUACAGAGGCUUUCUCAACCUACCUUUCUCCCGAGUCAUAGCUCCUUGAAGGACUGUGACAACGCUAUCAAGGAGCUACAGACUCAGUUUAAGGCGGCCCAGACAGAUGAAAGCCAAACGCGUGAGUCGGAAGUUGUCAUGUCGAUGGUCUUGAAGCUCCAGCCAGGGCUGCGCACUGCCAUCUCGCAGUACUUGGAUGGUCAAACUGGAGUUGCAGGACGUACGGAACCUGAGGGUAAUCAGCAUGAUAGCGAGUUUGCAGACUCGCGAGAGCGCAUUGGCUGUAAUAUUCCUUCAAAUGGGCCUUCUGUGCGAGGGUCAGCUCCUCCAGCAUCUGUAGCUCGCCAGACAAUUCCAACACCUCCAGCAUCUGUGCCUUCUACAGCACCCCGCAGCACUACAAGUUCUAAUAAUCCGACAGCUGGGGUCAAGAGCGAGCUUUUUGAGAAGAGCGAGGGGAAUUCUUCAAAGAAGAGGAAAGAUUCAGAUCUUCCGAACCGGAAUACUGCAAGCUCUAGGAAAGCGGAAUCUGAGAACGAAAACAUCCCGAAAACUAUGUCACACAACGAAGCAAAGCGACCGCGCUUAGAUGGCGGCCCUGGCGAUGUGCCUACCGCGGCCGACCUCAGACUAAAAGGCAAGAGCUAUGGAAACAAUGUGACCGAAUGGCGAGGACCUCAGAUGCACGAUAAACUACCCCCGCCACGAUCACCCCCUUGGAGGCGAAACGCCCCCACUGGAUACCGCAGUGAUGGCCGUCGCAGCCCAGAAAGAUCUCACCCUCCUCGGUACGACCAGUAUCGUGAAAACCGACCACAAGAUCACUACAGGGAGGGCCGAUACCAAGACUCUUACAGACCACCGCCCAGAGCAAUGCGCGAGACUACGGCCGAUUUCGAAGGGAUGACGAUCCAACAACAAAACAUGUCCCUACUUCGACAAAUCAAGAGGGUGCAAGAUAUGGUUGAGAAGAAAAAUUGA
Messenger RNA from Fusarium pseudograminearum CS3096, 1827 nucleotides. RefSeq lists its product as uncharacterized. The coding region runs from base 1 to 1827 and encodes 608 amino acids. NCBI's taxonomy places the organism in Eukaryota, Fungi, Ascomycota, Sordariomycetes, Hypocreales, Nectriaceae. The transcript has a single exon. The record is from RefSeq and is a predicted model, not a curated record.